AUUGAUCAGACAUUUGCCUCUGAAUAGUUAAGCAAUAUAUUAGCUCUUAAUGGUUCAGACCUCUUACUGGUUCAACACUUAAUGGUUCAGACCUCUUACUGGUUCAGCACUUACAGAUUCAGAAGUUUCCAAACAGCCCCUAACUAAUAAACCAAACAUACCCUAAACCGCAUAUACUUCUCCCAAUCAUCCGCGACCAGUUAUACACGAAGACAUCGGCGGCAAGCCGGCGACGGCGAUCUCACCGAUUGACUGCACCUCUCGGUUUUUCUACGAAGGCAUUUAGAUGAACUACAAGAAGCCAUUAACCUUGUUUCAAGAACUGGUGAAGUCGCGGGGGCGUUUGCUUGGUUUGGAUGUGGGAGAUAAGUAUGUCGGUCUGGCUGUUUCUGAUAUGGGCAAUACAUUAGCAUCGCCUUUGAGUGUGCUUGUUCGCAAAAAGUCGAAUAUUGACUUGAUGGCCACGGAUUUCCAGUCUCUCAUAUCUAAGCUUUCUUUGGAGGGAUUCAUUUUUGGCUACCCUUUUGAUCACCAAAAAAAUAACCGAGAUGCUGUGCAAGUUAAACUUUUGAUUGAUGACCUUUCUGAAACUGGAAAACUUGACGGUGUAAAGUAUACUUUUUGGGAUGAAAGCUUCACAUCGAAGAGUGUAGAGAUGUUAUUGAAGCCCUUGAAUAUGCACCCUGUUCAGUCGAAGACCAUACUGGACAAAUUUGCUGCUGUUGAAAUACUUCAGGGGUAUUUGGAUUUUGUCAACAGAAGUGAUAGGCUGAAGUUAGAAAGAGGGGAUGCCAAUGUCGAAAAAAGGAGUGAUGAUUCACGGGGAGGAUGAAGAAGAGUCCUCUUGUCAUCACCCAACCUUCAAUGCCAUAUGACUAAAGGCCACAUUACCCCCACAAUAUCAUGUUAUAUUCUUUAUUAUAUCAUAACUUCUCUCCAUUCUCUCGUGUCACAAAUUUUCUAAAAAGAAAAACUCACACCUCAAGCCUGGAUUUUAAUGUUUAAUGGUGUUUCAAACUUGUUAUUUCU
This is a messenger RNA of Cuscuta campestris, 1029 nucleotides long. Lineage: Eukaryota; Viridiplantae; Streptophyta; Magnoliopsida; Solanales; Convolvulaceae. The record is from the annotation of a GenBank genome assembly.